Messenger RNA from Dissoconium aciculare CBS 342.82, 498 nucleotides. RefSeq lists its product as uncharacterized. The record is from RefSeq and is a predicted model, not a curated record. The coding region runs from base 1 to 498 and encodes 165 amino acids. The transcript is spliced from 2 exons. NCBI's taxonomy places the organism in Eukaryota, Fungi, Ascomycota, Dothideomycetes, Mycosphaerellales, Dissoconiaceae.
AUGUCUCGGCCAUUCAUGAGAGUCCAUCGGCAGUCGAAUUACCGUCAUGCUGGUGAACCGAUGAGAGCGGGAUGCAGAGUGCAAGGACUCGGUGCAUCGCCAUUGAUGAGCAGAGUCGCCACAGAGAUGGAUCCUGCGGAGGGCAACAGGCCCAAUGAGAUCUGGACAGAUAUGCAUGACCGACUCGAUGUUCGGCCUGCUCAUCGGAUCAUGUCGCAGCGUUGCAUGCGCUUCCGAUGCCGCAUUAUCAGAGGGCGAGAGCUGAGAUCAGCGGAGGUGCGCACUCAGUUCUGCGAGGACACCACGAGCAUGUGUAAUGCUAAGAUGCACUCCAAGCAAAACGAUCGAGCAAGCCAGGACGACAAUCAGGCCCAUGACCGCUCCGGUGGACACGAGGAUAUACCACGAGCUCUGGAGAAGGACGUCAAAGCCGGUGCGGCCAUUCCGCGUGGCGCACUGCGCUUCGGUGUCUGUGCAGAGUGGGACGGGAGAAAUUAG